CUAGCUAGCACGCAACAAUGGCGGCCUCCGUGGCCGUUGCGCUCCUAGUCGCCUUCCUCACGCCGGCCCUUUUUCUUUACCUGUUCACAAGGCCCAACAAGAAGCCGUUGCCGGGCAAGUUGCCGCUGCCCCCGGGCUCACUGGGUCUGCCGAUCAUCGGGCAGAGCCUGGGCCUGCUGCGCGCGAUGCGGAGCAACACCGGCGAGCGGUGGCUGCGGGACCGGAUCGACCGGUACGGCCCCGUGUCCAAGCUGUCGCUGUUCGGCGCCCCCACGGUGUUCGUGGCGGGCCCCGCCGCGAACAGGCUCGUGUUCGCGAGCGACGCGCUGGCGCCGAAGCAGCCCCGCUGCCUGCCGCUCAUCCUGGGCCGCCGCAACAUCCUCGAGCUCGUCGGCGACGACUACCGGCGCGUGCGCGGCGCCAUGAUGCAGUUCCUCAAGCCCGACAUGCUGCGGCGGUACGUGGGCGCGAUCGACGCCGAGGUCGCGCGCCACCUGGACGGCCGGUGGGCGGGGCGCCGGGCCGUCGCCGUGCUGCCGCUCAUGAAGCUGCUCACGUUCGACAUCAUCGCCACGCUGCUCUUCGGCCUCGAUCGCGGCGCCGUCAGGGAGCGCCUCGCCGCCGCGUUCGCGGACAUGCUGGAGGGCAUGUGGUCCGUGCCGCUGGACCUGCCCUUCACGGCGUUCCGCAGGAGCGUGAGGGCCAGCGCGAGGGCGCGGCGGGUGCUCGAGGCGACGCUCGGGGAGAAGAAGGCCAGGCUGGAGCGCGGCGAGGCGUCGCCCGCAGACGACCUCCUGAGCUGUCUCGUCAGCCUUCGCGCCGAGGACGGCGCCGGGGGCCAGCGGCUGCUGACAGACGAGGAGAUCGUGGACAACGCCAUGGUCGUCCUCGUCGCCGGCCACGACACGUCGUCCGUGCUCAUGACCUUCAUGGUCCGCCACCUCGCCGGCGAUCCCGCGACCCUCGCCGCCAUGGUUCAAGAGCACGACGAGAUUGCCAAGAACAAGGCCGACGGCGAGGCGCUGACCUGGGAGGACCUGCACCGCAUGAGGUUCACAUGGCGCGUGGCCCUGGAGACGCUGCGGAUGAUCCCUCCCAUCUUCGGCAGCUUCCGGCGAGCGCUGGAGGACAUCGAGUUCGACGGCUACUGCAUCCCCAAGGGGUGGCAGGUGUUCUGGGCGUCCAGCGUGACGCACAUGGACCCCAGCAUCUUCACGGACCCGGACAAGUUCGAGCCGUCCCGGUUCGAGAGCCAGGCGCCGCCCUACUCGUUCGUGGCGUUCGGCGGCGGGCAGAGGCUGUGCGCGGGGAUCGAGUUCGCCAGGGUGGAGACGCUGGUGACCAUGCACCACCUGGUGAGACGCUUCAGGUGGAGGCUCUGCUGCGGGGACAAGGACAACACAUUCGUCAGGGACCCCAUGCCGUCGCCGCUGAACGGACUGCCCGUCCAGCUCGAGCGCAGAGAAAUGGCUCCAAACAAGAGCGCCUGCUCAGUACCUUGAUUCCACCUAAGAUGUUCGCCUCACCUGCGUGUAACCUGUCUUUUCUUUUUCUCCCUAAAAUUUUAACCAUACAGCAGGUCCCAAAAUAGUUAAAAAUGUCGACGCAGUCUUUGUAGUUAAAACACACAUAAAAAUGGUUUUUUACUGG
Zea mays is the source of this 1650-nucleotide messenger RNA. RefSeq names its product putative cytochrome P450 superfamily protein. Gene Ontology annotation, molecular function: heme binding; oxidoreductase activity, acting on paired donors, with incorporation or reduction of molecular oxygen; iron ion binding. Lineage: Eukaryota; Viridiplantae; Streptophyta; Magnoliopsida; Poales; Poaceae. The transcript has 2 exons. The record is from RefSeq and is marked provisional. Gene Ontology annotation, biological process: sterol metabolic process. The coding region runs from base 18 to 1502 and encodes 494 amino acids.